UUUUCCAUUAUUAGAGAUUUUUGCAUUAAAUUCAGAUGAAAGUGAAGUGAAAGCAGCCUAAUGUGUAGUUAUUUGCCUAAGAUCUUCCUAAUGUACUGUUGAUAAAAGAGAUCAUAGAUGUGAAGUUGUCCAAGGAUGGGAGUGAUAGUUUUUCUUCACAGACGCCGUAGAGCGUUUCUUCUGCGCGUGUUUGCCGUUCUGAUGGUCGUUGGCAUCAUGUGCCUCUGGUUGAGAUCUGAUACAAAACUUGAUGAAAGUGAUGAUAAAAUUCUGCUUCCCGCCCGUGCGGUUCCAGCUGGCACAAAUGACGGUCCCGCUAGGUUAGUUCCCGACAAUGUCAACAAUAAGGGCUUCGGUAAUCCUGAAGAGGUUGUGCUUAAAGUACCGGACAAUAAUUUGGAUUUCAGAGAUGAUAAACUCCACAAGUCGGAUGCUGCCCUUGGUAUGGGCGUUGUGCCAGGAGACGACGCAGAAGCUGAACAGCGAGCAAGAGCUCUGGCGAUGUUCGCUGCUGAUGACGCAAAAAUUGUGCCUGGUCUGGGCGAGCGAGGCAAAGCUGUUCACAUGAAAGGAGAAGAAGGAAUACUUGCUGAUGAAAGCGUCAAAGUGGACGCCUUCAACCGCAUUCUCAGUGACAAAAUCGCAUACAACAGAAGCGUGCCCGACUCCAGAGACCCCUUAUGUGCCCGAGUGACGUACAGUUCACAGCUUCCCAGCGCCUCGGUGAUAAUUAUUUUCAACAACGAGGCUUGGUCGCCGCUCAUCAGGACGAUACACUCGGUCAUCAACAGGUCGCCUAAGCAGCAUCUGCACGAGAUACUCCUAGUCGACGACUUCUCCGACCGAGAGGAGCUUGGCGAGAAGCUGGAGCUGUACAUCAAGUACCGCCUGCCACCGGACCUGGUGCGCGUAGUGCGUCUGCCGCACCGCCACGGCCUCAUACGCGCGCGUCUCGCGGGGGCCAAAGCUGCUACUGGAGACGUGCUCAUCUUCCUUGACUCGCAUUGUGAGGCUAAUGAGAAAUGGAUGGAGCCCAUGCUGCAGCGCAUCAAGGAGAGCCGCACGGCCGUCCUCGUGCCCAUCAUUGAUGUCAUCGACGACAAGACGCUCGAGUACUACGCUGGCAACGGCCGCUACUUCCAGGUUGGGGGCUUCACGUGGUCAGGCCACUUCACUUGGAUCGAAGUCACUCCUGAGGAGGAGAGACGCAGGGGCAACCCCGUGGGCCCCACCCGGUCCCCGACGAUGGCUGGGGGGCUGUUCGCGAUGGACCGGCAGUUCUUCUGGGACGUGGGUGGCUACGACGAGGGCAUGGACGUGUGGGGCGGCGAGAACCUCGAGAUGAGCUUCAGGGUUUGGAUGUGCGGCGGAACUCUGGAAACAAUGCCAUGUUCGCGCGUGGGCCACAUCUUCAGGUCCUUCCAUCCUUACACCUUCCCUGGGAAUAAAGAUACGCACGGCCUCAACACCGCCAGGCUCGCCGAGGUCUGGAUGGACGACUACAAGAGGCUCUUCUACAUGAACAGACCAGAGCUGCAGACGGCAGAUUAUGGCGACGUCUCUCCCCGACGCGCGCUGCGUGAACGUCUGCAGUGUCGCUCGUUCCGCUGGUAUCUCGAGAACGUUUACCCUGAGAAGUUCGUGCUGGACGAACAGAGCUUCGCUUACGGCAGGCUGCGCAACAACGGCACUCGUCCCCACCUCUGCCUCGACACUCUGCAGGCCGACGAGAAAAGACCCUACGACAUAGGCUUGUACAAUUGCCACGACUUCGAGGCCUCUUCGCAAAGCGGCCACCUCAUGCACAAAGCCACGAACCUCUGCCUGGACACGGCGGGCGGCUCUGCCAUGGCGCUGGCGCAGGCGCAGGAGUGCCGCGCCGUGGCGUCCCAGCAGUGGUGGUUUGAACACUACAACGCGGCGCGGUGA
Hyalella azteca is the source of this 1929-nucleotide messenger RNA. Its product is annotated as polypeptide N-acetylgalactosaminyltransferase 1. The coding region runs from base 136 to 1929 and encodes 597 amino acids. The transcript is spliced from 10 exons. Gene Ontology annotation, cellular component: Golgi apparatus. The record is from RefSeq and is a predicted model, not a curated record. NCBI's taxonomy places the organism in Eukaryota, Metazoa, Arthropoda, Malacostraca, Amphipoda, Hyalellidae.